AUGAUUCAAAUAUUGAAUUCUGGGUUGGUUUCUGUGGCUAUCGUGAUCACUCUGAUUUUAGUGAUCGCUUACAAAUUUUCGAUUUUUAUUAAUUCUCUCGAAAAAUUUCAAACGUAUAUAACCAAUAAAGUGACGGCUAAAGGUGGCGAUGAUUUACCAGAUGUCUUAGGUGGUCUUAAUGCUGCGAUAACUGAGAUGAUGUGGAGCAAUGCGACUCGAGUCCUUAUUCAUAUUGACUGCGCCACCACAUGGCCGUCGUUUACUAACUUAAAUGACGAUUAUCCAGACUGUGAUCCGUAUGGUCUAACCGCAGAAA
Dentiscutata heterogama is the source of this 316-nucleotide messenger RNA. The record is from the annotation of a GenBank genome assembly. Lineage: Eukaryota; Fungi; Glomeromycota; Glomeromycetes; Diversisporales; Gigasporaceae.